Brassica napus (rape) is the source of this 1022-nucleotide messenger RNA. RefSeq names its product dormancy-associated protein homolog 3. The coding region runs from base 256 to 546 and encodes 96 amino acids. The record is from RefSeq and is a predicted model, not a curated record. Lineage: Eukaryota; Viridiplantae; Streptophyta; Magnoliopsida; Brassicales; Brassicaceae. The transcript is spliced from 3 exons.
UGCGUUUAAUUUGCUUUAUUGCGUUUGUGUUAAAGAUGAAAGAUUACAUUGUUAAAAAUAGGGUGAUGAAUAAACCAAACCAUUGUUGAUAGUCUUAUCCACCUUGCGUGAGCUACGAUCCGAGCGCCACGUCAGAAUAAAAUCAACGGACCAGAUCUCCCCAAUCGCCUUUAAAAUCAUCUCCACCUUCAUCGUUCAUACGAAUAUCUUUUUCCACAGCAACAUCUGUGAAAAAAACAUAACUUGACUCGAGCCAUGGGCAUACUUGAUCAUCUCUGGGAUGAUACCGUCGCUGGUCCUCGGCCGGAGAACGGCCUUGGCAAGCUUCGGAAACACCAUACCUUCAGUUUCCGGCCUAGCUCCGGCAAUGAUCAAUUGGACGGUGGAAACGUGGGAUCGUACGGUGGAGAUUCGCCGGAUGAAGGUUUGAAAGUGACACGCAGCAUCAUGAUAAUAAAACCACCAGGAUACCAAGGCGGUUCAGCUCCGGUUUCGCCGGCCGGUUCAACUCCACCGAUUUCUCCUUUAUCUGAAUAUUUUAUGUGAGAGGAGCCAUGUUAUGGUUUGAAGUGAAUGCAUGAGAGGUUACUAACGAACUUGGACCCUUUGGGAUGUUAACGGAGCAAACGCAAGGUCGACUUCGGACGCGUUCGAGAAGGCAGCAGGAUCAGAGAAUGGACCAAGGAACUCUCCUCCUACUUACGGCGUGUGAUCUCUAAUCUCUAACCCCAAAUCUUUAACUAGAGAAGGAGAAGAAGAAGAAAAAUCAGAGUAAGCGAUUUCGUUUUGAUACAUGGAGGUGGUCGUUGCAUGCAGAGUUCGUCUUUAUUCCUUUUGUAAGCUAAGCUAAAGAGCUUCUCUUUUGUUUAUGCGUGUAUGAGGUUGUUUCCAUGUUUGUGAUUGCGUCUCGCCGUCUCUGUUUUUUUAGUGUGUGGGUAUGUGUGCCAUCUCGUUUUCGCUAUGCUUUCUACGUGUCUGUACAUAUUUACUGCAAUGAUAAUAAACUUAUGUAGUUCUUUUUU